AUAACUUGGGUCAGCUGUUGCUCACUUUGGUUUGUGUAAAUAAUUGGAUGCGGAGAAAAACUUAUUAUUAUUGCCAUACGCUCUCUAGUCUUUCGCUUUAACACAUUUUCCAUGUCGGACGACAUCAAGAAGUAUUUAGACGGCCUGCUGCAAAAGGUCAGCGGGCUGUAUGUUAUUCAGAUUACGGAUCGCGACGGAGUGCCCCUCCUGCGGGUUAGCCAGGAGAAGAACGUGGACUUCGCCCUGAUGCCCUCGUUCAUACCCACAUUCACCACCGCCUGCGAUCAGGCCAGCAAACUGGGAUUGGGCAGGAACAAGACCAUUAUCUCCAUGUACUCCAAUUACCAGGUGGUCCAGAUGAACAAGCUGCCGCUCAUCCUGACCUUUGUGGGCGCGGAGAACUGUAACACGGGACACAUUCUCGCACUGGAGCACCAGGUCGAUGGCUAUUUGGAGGACAUUAAACAGGCUGUCACCGAGGCCUAAAAAUGAGUUUUUUCAAAUCUCAACUCUCCAUGGUACAAUUCCGGGAAUUCAUUUCAUAUCCUGCGAAGGGUGAUCUCAAAGAUGAACAACAUUCCGAGUCCUCCGUUUUGGUAACAAUAUCAAUUAUGCAAAUUUCAGACACUUUAUUUAAAAUGAAAUAUUCUUGUUGCCUAAAUGUGUACAUUCAAUCAAAUUCCAUCGUAUAGUUUCUCAAUUAUAAUCUACUUUUUACUACACCUUGAAAUCGUCUGUGCUCAAGUAUCACGAAAGUAAAAUAUUUAUAUGUUUGAGCUCAAGGAAACCGAAUUUAAACCAACAUUUUCAUUCAGUGAUGUUAUCUGUUUUAAAAAUACUAGGUGUUUACACUUUAUUCAGAAUGAAACUUGAUGUACUUUUUGCUUAAAUGCAUAUACUGAGUUAA
Drosophila sechellia is the source of this 907-nucleotide messenger RNA. RefSeq names its product Late endosomal/lysosomal adaptor, MAPK and MTOR activator 3 (gene Lamtor3). The transcript has 3 exons. Gene Ontology annotation, cellular component: Ragulator complex. The record is from RefSeq and is a predicted model, not a curated record. Bases 112 to 486 code for a protein of 124 amino acids. Lineage: Eukaryota; Metazoa; Arthropoda; Insecta; Diptera; Drosophilidae. Gene Ontology annotation, biological process: positive regulation of TOR signaling; cellular response to amino acid stimulus.